This is a messenger RNA of Episyrphus balteatus (marmalade hoverfly), 942 nucleotides long. RefSeq lists its product as uncharacterized. The transcript is spliced from 2 exons. Gene Ontology annotation, biological process: regulation of transcription by RNA polymerase II. The record is from RefSeq and is a predicted model, not a curated record. Gene Ontology annotation, cellular component: transcription regulator complex; nucleus. Lineage: Eukaryota; Metazoa; Arthropoda; Insecta; Diptera; Syrphidae. The coding region runs from base 32 to 868 and encodes 278 amino acids.
UGUAUACCAUUUUUAUUUUAUUGUUAUAAAUAUGUUUAGACGCGCACCGAAAGCAGAUUAUAUCGCAUUUAAUGUUGAACUCGUCAAAGCUGUCGAGCAACAUCCCUGCCUCUACGAUUAUAAUCGUAAAGAAUACUGCAACAGAGAAUAUGUUCAAAACACGUGGGAAGAAAUCGCAAAGCACUUCAAUUGCACUGCAAAAGAAUGUAAAGAUACAUGGAAAAACUUAAGGAUAGUUUUUAGCCGAAAUAUCAAAAAACGAACUUCAGGAACUAGUGGCAGAAAGAAACCAUAUUAUCUGCUAGAUAGUAUGAGUUAUCUCAUACCAUUUAUGAAAUUCGAUAAUUCAACGCCAACGGAACAAAAAGUUAUAAAUGAAGCAAAUCAUGAUGAUGAAUCCUCAAGUGAUGAACUUACUAGGGACGAAGAAGAAGAUGAUAUAAGUUUUAUCAAUGCACACAAUGAUAAUAAUGCAAUUAUUGAACACGCAAUAAAAGAAGAGUGUGAAUCAGAGGAAGAAAGACAGUUUCAAGAAAUCCCAAAAGAAUUACCACGAAUGAAACAGAUGAGGCAACAUGAAACAGCACAUCCAAAAGAAUAUUCAAUAGAACCGCCAAGAAAAAAACAAAGGACACAAUUUGUCCCAUCUAUUUCGUCAAGCAUCACUACUGGCUCAAAUUAUGUCAACAAAUUAAAUAGAUCUAAUUAUAAACAACAAUUUUUACAAAGUCUUUUUCCCGAUGUGGAUGACAUGAACGAAGCUCAGUUUCGAACAUUUCGCCUGGAAGUUUGCAAACUAGUCAACAAUAUUUUAACUUUCCAGCCACCACCAACAUCACAGCCUCCCAGAAGCAGAAAUUCUUCAUAACUUAAUAAAUAUUUGAAGCUGGAAAAUAAUUAAAAUAAAACCUUAUACAAAAAAAUGUAUUGUUUUAUUCUAAA